AUGACUUUGCCAGUAGAGGUUCCGGUUCCAUUCUCAGAGCCGCCAUGGCUGCUGGGCCUACCAUCCCCCUACUACAACGAGUCUCAUCGGAGAUGGCAAAAGUCAUGCCGAGCAUUCAUCCGGGAGCACCUGCAUUCCCAUGCCCUGGAGUGGGAGGACGCAGGCGACGUUCCAGCCCACGUCUUCGAAACGUUCUCAAAGAACAACAUGCUCAUCCCCAGUUUGCCAGCUCCACUUCCGGUUGAAUACCUGAAAAGCCAGGGCAUCCAUGAGCUCCUCGGCGGCUUGAAGGUUGAAGAUUUCGACUACGUCCAUUUCGCCAUCUACGUAAAUGAAAUGAGAGCUGCUGGCGUCGGCGGUCCGCCCUCAUCGCUGAUGACCGGCAUAGCCUAUGGUACUCCUCCUUUGAUCAAGUACGGAAGCAAAGCUUUGCAAGAUCGAUUUCUACCUCAGCUCCUCAGAGGUGAAAAGAGGAUAUGUAUCGCCAUUACGGAGCCAGGUGUAGGAAGUGAUGUUGCCAACAUUGCGACUACGGCAAAAAAGACCGACGACGGGAAGUUUUACAUUGUCAAUGGGACCAAAAAAUGGAUCACCAACGGGAUCUGGUCACACUACAGUACUAUGGCCGUGCGCACUGGAGGGCCCGGACCUGGUGGCCUGUCUUUGCUUGUCGUUCCGCUUCUCGGCCAGGAAGGGGUCACAAUGCGUCGAAUAAAGACUACCGGGUACAACGCCAGUGGCACAACAUACAUUGAACUUGACGACGUGAAAGUCCCUGUAGAAAACCUUAUUGGGCAGGAAGGAAAAGGCAUGAAGAUGAUCACUACCAACUUCAACCACGAACGACUAGCAAUAACUAUCGGCGUAACCAGGACAGCACGUGUCGCUCUUUCCUCUGCAUUUGCGUAUGUGCUCCGCCGCGAGGCCUUUGGCCAGACGUUGAUGGGCCAGGCUGUCGUGCGCAACCGCCUGUCACGGUGUGGUGCUGACCUAGAAGCGUUAUCCGCUUGGGUUGAGCAAUUUGUGUAUCAGAUGGCCAAUAUGAAGAAGGAAGCGGCUGACGUGGAGCUUGGUGGACUUUUAUCGAUGGCGAAAGCGAAGGCCGGGCUAGUGCUGGACGAGUGUUCGCGAUGCGCAGUACUCUUAUUUGGUGGCAACGGCUUCACAAAGACUGGCCAGGGGGAAUUGGUUGAAAAGAUAUACCGCGAAAUUCCUGCAGCUCGGAUACCUGGUGGCAGCGAGGAUGUCAUGUUCGACUUGGCCGUGAGACAGCUGGUGAAGAUCUAUGAAGCGAAGACGAAGGCUUUGAAGGCAUCCUCGAGGGCAAAUCUGUAG
Molecule: messenger RNA, 1335 nt
Organism: Fonsecaea multimorphosa CBS 102226
Lineage: Eukaryota; Fungi; Ascomycota; Eurotiomycetes; Chaetothyriales; Herpotrichiellaceae
Exons: 1
Coding region: 1-1335 (444 amino acids)
Molecular function (GO): oxidoreductase activity, acting on the CH-CH group of donors; flavin adenine dinucleotide binding
Source: RefSeq, a predicted model, not a curated record